AUGUCAACUCUUCCUGAAUCAAAAUUAAAGAAAUUCAAACAGAGGUUUGAAGAACUUGAUAUAAACGGGACAGGUUCACUUACACGCGAAACUGUUGCGCAAAUUUUAGAAGAAGAAGGCAACGAACUCGAAAGAUUAAUGGUGAUUAUUCUUUUUGAGAAGUAUGAUUCUAACAAAGACCAGCUGAUUCAACUCGAUGAAUACCUAAAUUUCUGUACUGAGAUGUACCAAUUAUCGGACAAAGAGAUUCUUCGAAAAAUUUUUGAUUUCUGCGACAAAGACCAUAAUGAAAAACUUGACCUCAAUGAAGUUGUAAUGCUUGGCAGACAAAUGGGUAAAAAUGUUACUGAAUCAGACGCUUCUGCAACUAUUCGGGCCUUAGAUGCGAAUCACGAUAAUACUAUUGAUUUUGAAGAAUUUUGUGCAAUUAUCAAUUAA
Molecule: messenger RNA, 438 nt
Organism: Trichomonas vaginalis G3
Lineage: Eukaryota; Parabasalia; Trichomonadida; Trichomonadidae
Product: calcium-binding protein family
Exons: 1
Coding region: 1-438 (145 amino acids)
Molecular function (GO): calcium-dependent protein serine/threonine phosphatase regulator activity; calcium ion binding
Source: RefSeq, a predicted model, not a curated record